Molecule: messenger RNA, 2647 nt
Organism: Dromiciops gliroides (monito del monte)
Lineage: Eukaryota; Metazoa; Chordata; Mammalia; Microbiotheria; Microbiotheriidae
Gene: MUL1
Product: mitochondrial E3 ubiquitin protein ligase 1
Exons: 4
Coding region: 92-1150 (352 amino acids)
Biological process (GO): organelle organization; protein ubiquitination
Cellular component (GO): mitochondrion
Molecular function (GO): ubiquitin-protein transferase activity
Source: RefSeq, a predicted model, not a curated record
UCUAGCCGGCCUGGCGGCGGCGCAUCUCUACGGUUCCGGCGCGGGCUGAGGGCGGCGGUGUUGGUCGGGCGGAGGCCGCAGAGGAGGCGCCAUGGACACCAGCGGGCGGCCCUCAGCGGUGCAGCUCAUCCUGCUGGGCACCAGCUCGGCUGUGGCCGCCGUCCUGUACUCCGUGUAUCGGCACAAGGUCCAGGCGGCCCGCGAGCUCAAGGGAGCCAAAAAAAUUCACUUGGGUGAAGAUUUGAAGAGUAUUCUUACUGAUGCUCCUGGGAAGUGUGUGCCUUAUGCUGUCAUUGAAGGAGCUGUGCGUUCUGUUAAAGAAACCCUUAACAGUCAGUUUGUGGAAAACUGCAAAGGAGUGAUUCAGAGACUAACCCUCCAGGAGCACAAGAUGGUGUGGAAUCGAACCACGCACCUCUGGAAUGACUGUGAAAAAAUCAUUCACCAGAGAACAAAUACAGUGCCCUUUGACCUGGUGCCCCAUGAGGAUGGCACAGGUGUGGCGGUCCGAGUUCUGAAGCCCCUGGACUCAGCUGACCUCGGCUUGGAAACGGUGUAUGAGAAGUUCCACCCUACAAUCCAGUCCUUUACUGAUGUGAUUGGUCACUACAUCAGUGGGGAGCGGCCCAAGGGCAUCCAGGAGACAGAGGAGAUGCUCAAGGUGGGGGCUACCAUCACAGGUGUGGGGGAGCUGGUUCUUGACAACAAUUCCAUCCGCCUGCAGCCCCCCAAACAGGGUCUGCAGUACUAUCUGAGCAGCCAGGAUUUUGACACCCUCCUGCAGAGGCAAGAGUCUAGUGUCAAGCUCUGGAAAAUCCUGACAGUCAUCUUUGGCUUUGCCACCUGCGCCACCCUCUUCUUCAUCCUGCGGAGGCAGUACCUGCACCGGCGAGAGCGGCAGCGGAUGAAGCAGAUGCAGGAGGAGUUCCGCCUUCACCAGGCCCGGCUCCUGAGGGAGGCCAGUGCUGAGGAGAGGGAGACUUUAAAAAAUGCCUGCGUCGUCUGUCUGAGCAACAUCAAGUCCUGCGUCUUUCUGGAGUGCGGUCAUGUCUGCUCAUGCAGCGAAUGCUACCAGGCUUUGCCCGAGCCAAAGAAGUGCCCUAUUUGUAGACAGGAGAUCGUCCGGGUAGUACCCUUGUACAACAGCUAACUGUUCGAGGAUUUGGAGUUUAUAGAGGAAAUGGUUCUCCUUUUCAAUGGAUUUUAUCAGUCCCUUAGACAGUCUAGUGGUGGCCAUUUGUAACCACUGGGCGUCAUCAAAGGGUGGGAGGGAGAAAGCGAAAACAGCCCAGUCUCUUAAAUACAGCGGCAGAGAUUGGACCCUGUGGGAUUAUGCUUUAAAUCAAAAAGCAGGAGAGCCAAAGGCCCAUCCAUUGGGUGGGGGCUGCAAAGCCAAUGGCAGGCUUUCUGCCAUUUUGCAGACAUGGGGGGUCUGGGGUGUGUGUCUGUCUCUUUGUCUCUUUGUGUGUGUGUGUGUGUGUGACUGUCUGAAAGAGAAAAUUCACUAGACCCCUUAACCUCAUAGCUAGUUCUCUUCCUCACUUUGGUUUGAGAUUAGUCCCUGCAUUAUUCCACAUGAGCUGUGUGAUCACCAUUGGUUUAGGUCACAGCCUGGGUUCAGUGACCCAGUUAUCCCAGCAGGAGGAAAGGGAAAACCAGAUAGUGGGUGAGUGGAGAUUGGGUUUUUCAGAGCUGCCUCAGGAACUGCCAGCUGGUAUUAGAUUUUUUUCCUGCUCUACCACUUGCAUAUUACUUAAUGAUUUUAACCAAAAUUGCUAGGAAAUGAUAUGUUGCUGAGGCUUUCCUUCUCCUCAUCCCUCUCAUCAACCAGAUUGUGUGUGUGUGUGUGUGUGUGUGUGUGUGUGCGCGCACGCUUGGUGUGGGCAUCUGCAGAAGUAAGGAAGUGAAACUUACUUUGUCUCAUGACUUAUGCCCCCAGUAGCUCAGCACGGUGGGCAGUAAUUUGAAGGGAACAGGAGGGGAGAGAUCUAAUCAGUCUUAUUGGUGAUAGUGAAAGUGGGGCCUGGAUUUCCAAAUUCCUCUCCAGCUUUGCCAGGUCCCUUUUUAGCUGCCUCACCCUCGGUGCACUCACUGCCUUCUGGCAGGAGCUGCUGUGCUGCGGCGGCCGUGCCCGCCAGAGAAGAGGACGCCGGGAUCCCCGUGCUUGGGGUUUGAACUGGGACUCUCAGAGCCAGGGAAUGAAUGGGUGUUGCCCCCGUUUCAGGUGAGGAUGGAAAGUGCUCGAGACUUCUAGGAUAUUGCUGCAUUUGCCUCCUGACUCUGGAAGCUUCUUUCACCAAUCAGGAGGAUGGGAGCACCAAGUUCCUACUUGAUCCCCCUUUCCCCAAAGUGAGACUGUCCCAUGGGUCUGAUGUCGUCAUCUCUUCUUGUGUUGCUUUUCUCCCUUCCUUGCCUGCUUGAAUUUUGUGAGCACCAGCCAGGGGGCGGGGAAAAUCCCCUUUCCCAGCACUUCAUCAGCAAGCCAAAGGCCGUGUUUGGAGCCUUUCUUCUUGUGUCUCCUUCCCGGCGUCCUGCUUCCUGGCCUUCCCCUGUGAGAACAGGGGUGUCACAGUAACACACCAACACUGCACUAUCCACUUUGGCUUACGUGCAAAGGACACAGUAAAUAUUUUAUGUUGAAAUUGAA